GGUAUAGAAUAAGUAUGAAAUGUCUGUUCUUCUCACAACAAGCAGUUCGCAGCUGGUUCUUAGUAUUCGUUAGUUGAUUUUUAGAUAACUAACACGUGUUCCAAACUAUUUCGAAAAUUUCGUUCCAAUUUUUAAGCUUUAGCCUGGUUUAAGAUGUCUGUGUCCGAUACUGAAGUUGAACUUGGGUUAUUGAAGAGUGAAGUUUUGGAACCGAGCAUUGAAAAGGACGAAAAUGAGGAAGACGAAUUGAAAAGACUGUCACGUAAAAGAAAGAGCAAGAUUGCUCUUCAAGCUUCAGCAGAGAAAAUCCCACGUCAGUUUCCAGUAUUAACUACCGUCACGAGAGCUUACAGCGAAAAUAUCGUAGUACCUCCGGUACAAAAACCAGCACCGGAAUUCGCCGGAACAGCUGUAGUGAAUAAAGAAUUCCAAACUAUCAAGUUAUCCGACUUCGCUGGCAAAUACUUGGUGCUGUUUUUCUAUCCGUUGGACUUUACAUUCGUAUGCCCCACCGAAAUAGUAGCUUUUAGUGACAGAAUAGAUGAAUUCAAAGCUAUCGAUACUCAUGUCGUAGGAUGUUCUUGCGAUUCGCAUUUCACCCAUUUGGCUUGGAUUAAUACACCGAGAAACCAAGGAGGUUUGGGAGAUAUCAACUAUCCAUUGUUGGCCGAUUUCAAUAAGCAGACAGCUAAAUCUUACGGAGUAUUAUUGGAAAAAGAAGGAAUUCCAUUACGUGGAAUGUUCAUCAUAGAUCCCAAAAGUAAUCUACGACAAGUGACCAUUAACGAUUUACCGGUGGGAAGAAGUGUCGAUGAAGCUUUACGUUUAGUCAAAGCAUUCCAGUUUGUGGAAAAGCACGGAGAAGUUUGUCCGGCUAAUUGGCAACCGAAUUCGCCAACUAUCAAGCCAACCCCUACUGCGUCCAAAGAAUACUUUGGUAAAGUGAAUAAGUAAUAAGUAAUUUGUAAGGUUUUUGUCAGGGAUAUUGAAUGUAUUAUUAUUACCAAAUAAAUUUAAGUUUUUCGUACGCAUAA
Molecule: messenger RNA, 1034 nt
Organism: Planococcus citri (citrus mealybug)
Lineage: Eukaryota; Metazoa; Arthropoda; Insecta; Hemiptera; Pseudococcidae
Product: peroxiredoxin 2-like
Exons: 7
Coding region: 154-954 (266 amino acids)
Biological process (GO): cellular response to stress; hydrogen peroxide catabolic process; response to oxidative stress
Cellular component (GO): mitochondrion; cytosol
Molecular function (GO): thioredoxin peroxidase activity
Source: RefSeq, a predicted model, not a curated record